Messenger RNA from Macroventuria anomochaeta, 1176 nucleotides. RefSeq lists its product as uncharacterized. NCBI's taxonomy places the organism in Eukaryota, Fungi, Ascomycota, Dothideomycetes, Pleosporales, Didymellaceae. Bases 1 to 1176 code for a protein of 391 amino acids. The record is from RefSeq and is a predicted model, not a curated record. The transcript has 4 exons.
AUGGCGCCCAAAGAUGUCUACAGUGUCAAGGAUUUCUUGCAAUAUACAGAAAAGAAUUUCGACGACGAAUUCAGCAGGAUUGCAAACGCCACCGCGUACACUUUUGAAAGAAGAGUGUUCUUCAUCGAGAAUGAGAAGGGACAGGCAAUCUGGACGCACUCCACUGGCAAUGGCGUUGCCUAUUAUCGCAGAGACUCCUCUGAGGUGACACUGCUCGUCGAGAAGUACAAGAAGUCUCGCUUUGGUACAAAGACGCGUCUUGUCAACACAACUUUGUUGGUACUUAUCAUCAUUCCGCCAAGUUUGCCUUGGCAACCACAGCACAUCCACGCCACUGCCUGCAGCAUUUUGGCCAUGUCCGUUGCCUUGGAUUGGCAGCCGCCCUGGCCUAGUGUGGUUCUCAGGGACGGACACACGUUGGACGACUUCGCGACUUACGCACGCAACAAAGGCCCAUCCUCUUUCGACAUCAUCGCCGACUCAAGCAACUACAAGUUCAGAAACACGUGUGUUCAUACCGAAGAUGGCACGUUCUCUGAGCACGAGCUACUUCAUGCCGCGUUCUGGAACGAUAGCCGCUACAACGUCCAAGUAUGGGCGGACUCUGGCGGCGAUCACGUCCACUAUUACUACGGAAAGACAGAAACUGGUACUCGACCCACCAAAGAACCCUUUCUAGACGAGGGGACUAUCAAGAUUCAGGAGCAUAACAAGGAAGCUCAAGAGGAGGCGAGGAAGAGACAGGAAGAAGAGCAGGAGGAUGAAGCUGAUGAGAAUACGGAGACUGAGACCGGCGAGAAGAUGCACAUGCAGCCAGAUACUCUCCAAGGCGAUGCAUUGUCGUCAGAAGCUCCAAGCGAGUUGCUGUUGAUUCAGAUGAGCACACCGUACACCAGCAAGCGCCGCAAAUUCUCACGCUGGCAUCCCAGCAUACUUCCCACAGCCUUUGACUCAUCCGAAGUCGAAGAGCUAUCUGCACGGGUCAAAAGCAUCCUCGUGACACUCACUGAGCAGUACAAGACCGAGUUGGAAGAGAUAUGGGCACAAGAGGAGGAGACUUCAGGCCAGAAGAUCAAGAUGCUUGAGAGGCAGCUACUUGAGAAGGGGAAAGAGGCCGAGGAGGCGAAGAAUGCAGGUCGGGGAGUGGAAGGAGAAGUAUCAGAAGUUGAAGGAUAA